AUGGGGUCUGAGCCCACGGAGGACGGGCGUCCUGGGCGACCUCAGAGAAGAGCAGAGGGCGGCCAUCACCUCCUGCCCGCGGGGUGUGCUCCCCGGCGCGUGUGCCUGCGUGGCCAAACCCCUGAGCGGAGGCAGGAGGAGGAUGGCGGCCACCGGGGCCCGCUCCCUCCCCGCCUCCCUCUGGGGAGCCCAGCCCUACAGCAGACGCUGGAAGGGAAGCGGGCCCCAUGGCUGCAGCCGCCCUGGACCACGGCCGCCAAGCCGGGGCCACCGCCGAGGGCUCUCCGCAUCGCACCCCUGCCGCUCCCGGCCCACAGCCCUGAGCACGCAAACCUCCGCAGCUCCACCGGCCACUUACUCCCCCUAGUGGCCGCCGAGCCUCAGCCGGCUGGGGCGGACCCGCCGGCCUCAGGGCCUCUGACGGUCACCUACCUCCCCCUCCGAGAGGUCCUUCCAGCCUCCUCGCCCGGCCUCCCCGGCCCUCGUGCCCAUCAGGGGCACCAGGGCCAGGCUCCCCCUGCACGCAGACCUGGCCCGUGGGCAGCCCGAGCGCGGCUGGCCCCCGGAGUCCAGCCUGGAGCAGCCAGCUUGGAGCUGACCGUGAGGGCUGGCACAGACGCCAGCUGGGAGUGCAGGGUGUCCACCAGCCUCGCAGCCCUGGUGUGUCCUCAUGGCCAGGCACCUGACCGUCCUCCCUGGCCACCUCGUGCCCAGCGGAGCCGCCAGCCUGACCCGAGUGCUGCACAACCCGGGUGCCUGGCCUCGCCCAGCCGGCGUGCGGUCCCGGUGCCUGCUCCAGCGGCCCUGGCCACGUGCCUGCAUCCACGGAGGGCCCAGGGCUCCCGGCACUCCCACUCGGACAGGGCCUGGUGCAAGAGCCCAGGCACGAGGGGCCCCAGGCGGGACGUGGAAGCCGAGGUCGGGCCCUGUGCCUGCAGACUGCCCGGCUCCUGCCCCAGCCGGCCUGCAGCGCCGGCCCGGGCCCCACCCCUGGGCCCGUUUCCCCUGCUGGCCCCGCGGGGUGCCCUGGCCAGUCGUGUCCCUGGAAGGCCCCGCGACCCUGACCCGGAAGCCCCCCUCGGCGCCUGGGGCGGGGGUUGUGCCCCUGCUCCUCUCCUGGGGCCCCUCUCCAGCGGGAGCCGCAACCUGGGAUUAGGGGGCCGGGGUCAGGGGUCGACAGCGGCCGCCGGCUCAAUUCAGGCCGACAGCGGAUCCGUUCUCCCUGCCACCUCGAAUUUCCUGGACAAAGGCUGCUGUGGAGGGGCAGGGGGCGAGCAGGCCCGAAGGAGAACCCCACGGGGCACGGUCUGGGCGAGCCUUCCGGAGACCGCCCGGGGACGCCCUCACCCUAAGUGGGGACACCGAGGCCCAGAGGGCGGGGCCGUGAGCAAGUCCCAGGUGGGGCCCAGCCUGGGCCGGGGCCAGGAGGAGCCGGGGCCGCAGGGCAGGGAGCCAGGGCCCAGCGGCCGCAGGAAGCUUUCAGGCAAGCCCGGGCCUGGGAGGGCCUCGGUUUCCCGCCCCGCCGGGCCCCCGGCCAACGGCGCUGCCCACGAGGGCCCGUCCAUCGCUCUGGGCCUGGGGCCUCCGUUUCCGGAUCGAUGGGGCGGCCGGGUGGUGGGUGGGCUGCCCUGGAGCCCCCGGCCAGGAGGGGGACCCACCCCAGAGGCUUGCCCCAGCCGGGCCCGCCCCAAACCCUCCCUGGUUCCCCGCCCGCCCGCCGGCCCCCCAGGCCCAGAGCCUGCAGCGCCAACACUGCAGCCACCGUCUGCCCUGCACCUCAGCUGCACUGGUUCCGCCACCCGGCACCCCUCCUCCGGCUCGUCCACACGAGACCCCAACUGUGGGCUCUGCGGUGCCCGGUGGAGCUAG
Messenger RNA from Tupaia belangeri chinensis (Chinese tree shrew), 1869 nucleotides. Its product is annotated as basic proline-rich protein-like. The record is from RefSeq and is a predicted model, not a curated record. The transcript is spliced from 6 exons. NCBI's taxonomy places the organism in Eukaryota, Metazoa, Chordata, Mammalia, Scandentia, Tupaiidae. The coding region runs from base 1 to 1869 and encodes 622 amino acids.